Fulvia fulva is the source of this 441-nucleotide messenger RNA. RefSeq lists its product as uncharacterized. The transcript has a single exon. The coding region runs from base 1 to 441 and encodes 146 amino acids. The record is from RefSeq and is a predicted model, not a curated record. Lineage: Eukaryota; Fungi; Ascomycota; Dothideomycetes; Mycosphaerellales; Mycosphaerellaceae.
AUGCGCAUGACACAGUAUCUCUUCUUCCAAAUCAGUCGCACGGUCAUGGACAAGACCAUCAACACCACCUCGACUAUGGCUACACUUGAUAGCCGCAUCGCAUCGCUGCCGCAAGAACUCCAAGACAUUAUCCUCGACUUCACGCUCUCUGCCACAAACCCACUGACAGGUCGUGCGGAGAUCGCACACGAUCACAGGCCCCCUCUGUCGCUACAGAUCAACCGCACUUUGCGCAGCAAGUUUGCAGCACACUACUACAGCACCACCAUCUUCACGGUGAGAUUGUGCUACAAGCUCUGUCCCCUCGAGACUCGUGCUGAACAUCUGUACCACCUACGGAUCCGAAAUAGCCCGGCAGAUCAGAGAGAAGGUGAAGCUGGAGGUGACCACUCGUGGACGAGGACGCUGGCAGCAAGUCUGCAUCAAGUUGGGUGGUUCUGA